AUUUGUAUUAGCCGGAGCCGGCUCGCUAAUGGUGGACGGGUGAGGCGCGGCGCGAGCGCGCAGGCGGCCGGAGCGGGCAGCGCGGCGGCGCCAUGUCGGUGAACAUGGAUGAGCUCAAGCACCAGGUCAUGAUCAACCAGUUCGUGCUGACGGCGGGCUGCGCUGCGGACCAGGCGAAGCAGCUGCUGCAGGCAGCCCACUGGCAGUUCGAGACGGCCCUCAGCGCCUUUUUCCAGGAGACCAACAUCCCCUACAGCCACCACCACCACCAGAUGAUGUGCACUCCUGCCAACACCCCUGCCACACCCCCCAACUUCCCUGAUGCUCUCACCAUGUUCUCACGUCUCAAGGCCUCAGAGAGCUUCCACAGUGGCAGUAGCGGCAGCCCAAUGGCCACAACAGCUACAUCGCCCCCUCCACACUUCCCCCAUGCCACCACUGGCAGCUUUGUGGCACCCAGCUGGCCAACUGCAGGCUCACCCCCUGGGGGCCCACAGCACCACCAGCCGCAGCCAUCCCUGUGGACUCCAGCACCCCCUUCUCCGGCUUCAGACUGGCCACCCCUGGCCCCUCAACAAGCUGCUUCAGAACCCAGGGCUCACCCUGCCAUGGAGGCAGAGAGAUAAGGGAGGCCCCUCCCCCCUCCCGGAGGCCAGGACCCCGUGGGGCGGGGGAGAGGAUGUCUUCAUGGGCCCCCUUCACCCCUCUGUUUGCACCCUUGCGCCCUGGAGCCCUGGAGGGGAGAGAUGGACUCUAGCCAGGCAGGGAUACAUCUUGUGGCAACAUGCACAGCUUCACGCAUGCAAGUUCAUGGAGCAAAGGCAUGCGGUCUCCAGCUCACGGAUUUGGCUCAAAGUGGCUUGGGUGCCUGGUGAGCAGCACCUUGGAGACCAAACAGCCUUCCCACGAGGACUCACCCACCCUGCCCUAGCUCAGGGUCACUGUGGACAGUCACCCAGCAGAGACAUGGCUGGCUACUGACUUGGAGCUCCCUACAGCUGACAAACCUAGAUCCCCACACUCGGGAAUGCAGAGCCUUCUCCGCAUGUGUGCGUGUAGCCAUGUCUAUAUAUUUAUAUGUAUGUCGCUCUUUAAAAAGCAACCUAGUUUAUGGGGCAGCUGGACUUUGCAUGUUAGAGUGAGCCCCAAGCCCCAUGCCCAUCACCCUUCUCCCCAGGGCCCUGCCUCGCCCCACUCCCCCCUUGUCAGCCUGCACUGCUGUUCCCCAAAAGAAAAGGUUUAUGGGAAACUCCAGGACUCUUCCUUCCCAUCCCCAGUGCCUGCCUGCUGGGGCUGUCUGCAUGCCUUCCCCAGAGCCCAGGGGUACCUGAUCUCCACUUUUCUUUCCCCGUUUUAACAGAAGAAAGAAUUCCAAACUAUCA
Molecule: messenger RNA, 1382 nt
Organism: Heterocephalus glaber (naked mole-rat)
Lineage: Eukaryota; Metazoa; Chordata; Mammalia; Rodentia; Bathyergidae
Gene: Ubald1
Product: UBA like domain containing 1
Molecular function (GO): protein binding
Source: RefSeq, a predicted model, not a curated record